AUGCGUAAUACCUCUACUCACCCUACCAUCAGGCCUCCACUCACCCUACCAUCAGGCCUCCACUCACCCUACCAUCAGACCUCAACUCACCCUACCAUCAGACCUCCCCUCACCCUACCAUCAGACCUCUACUCACCCUACCAUCAGGCCUUUACUCACCCUACCAUCAGACCUUUACUCACCCUACCAUCAGACCUCACCUUACCAUCAGGCCUCUACUCACCCUACCAUCAGGCCUCCACUCACCCUACCAUCAGACCUUUACUCACCCUACCAUCAGACCUCUACUCACCCUACCAUCAGGCCUUUACUCACCCUACCAUCAGACCUCUACUCACCCUACCAUCAGACCUCUACUCACCCUACCAUCAGGCCUCCACUCACCCUACCAUCAGACCUUUACUCACCCUACCAUCAGACCUAUACUCACCCUACCAUCAGACCUCUACUCACCCUACCAUCAGACCUCACCCUACCAUCAGACCUCACCCUACCAUCAGACCUCUACUCACCCUACCAACAGACCUAUACUCACCCUACCAACAGACCUCUACUCACCCUACCAUCAGACCUCUACUCACCCUACUAUCAGACCUCUACUCACCCUACCAUCAGACCUCCACUCACCCUACCAUCAGACCUUCACUCACCCUACCAAAAGACCUCUACUCACCCUACCAUCAGACCUCUACUCACCCUACCAUCAGAACUCCACUCACCCUACCCUCAGACCUCUACUCACCCUACCAUUAG
This is a messenger RNA of Hyalella azteca, 753 nucleotides long. Its product is annotated as soluble scavenger receptor cysteine-rich domain-containing protein SSC5D-like. Lineage: Eukaryota; Metazoa; Arthropoda; Malacostraca; Amphipoda; Hyalellidae. Bases 1 to 753 code for a protein of 250 amino acids. The record is from RefSeq and is a predicted model, not a curated record. The transcript is spliced from 2 exons.